AUGUCGACCGUCACAGUGACUGCAAUGCAGAGCUCCAAGCCCCCCAUAAUCCCCAAAUCCUUCGACGCCAAUCAACCACAAACAAUCCGCCUCUACCCUCUAUCUAAUUACACAUUCGGCACAAAAGAGAAUCAACCAGAAGAAGAUCCCUCCGUGUUGGCGCGUCUGAAAAGACUUGAAGAACAUUACGAGAAACAUGGGAUGAGGCGGACAUGUGAAGGGGUGCUGGUUUGUCAUGAGCAUAAUCAUCCACAUGUGUUGAUGUUGCAGAUUGCGAAUGCGUUUUUUAAAUUACCCGGCGAUUACCUCCAUCACGACGAUGACGAAAUAACCGGCUUCAAGACCAGAUUGAACGAACGCCUGGCCCCUGUUGGGUCCCAAUUCACGGGCGAAGGCGUCAAUGAAGAUUGGGAAGUAGGCGAUACAUUGGCGCAAUGGUGGCGUCCCAAUUUUGAGACGUUUAUGUACCCUUUCCUACCGGGACAUGUUACGCGUCCGAAAGAGUGUAAGAAGUUGUAUCUUAUUCAACUUCCGAAGAAAAAAGUAUUGAGCGUCCCCAAAAACAUGAAACUCCUCGCCGUGCCCCUCUUUGAGUUGUACGACAACACGGCUAGAUACGGCCCUCAAUUAUCCGCUAUUCCGCAUCUGUUGUCGCGUUACAAUUUUGAGUUUGUGGAUGAGAAUGAUAAUGUGGUUGCGGUGACACCGGGGACGCCUCAUCCGGGUAUUGAUGAGUUCAAGACGAAGGUUUUGGCUGGUUCUGCAGGGGAAGGUGAGGAUACGGGUAUGGAGGAUGCGUCGGAAAUGAAGCAAGAGAAUGAUCAGAUUUCGUAAUUUGGAACGGGGCAUUAUUGGGAUGCACGAGAUUCAGCUUUGGUGGGGCAUAAGGCUAUGCCUUCUGGCUGUCGAUGGAAAGGAAGCGGCCUGUUAUAUUGCCGUUAAAAGGUUCAAAUUUGCGGCCGGCGUUAGGAGUGAGUCUACUUGAUAUACAGGAAAGCAAUUACUUAUGUCCAAUACAGUAGGGAAGCAGAAUUCUAUUUACAUCC
This is a messenger RNA of Talaromyces stipitatus ATCC 10500, 1046 nucleotides long. Its product is annotated as cleavage and polyadenylation specific factor 5. Gene Ontology annotation, molecular function: mRNA binding. The record is from RefSeq and is a predicted model, not a curated record. Gene Ontology annotation, cellular component: mRNA cleavage factor complex. NCBI's taxonomy places the organism in Eukaryota, Fungi, Ascomycota, Eurotiomycetes, Eurotiales, Trichocomaceae. The transcript is spliced from 4 exons. The coding region runs from base 1 to 834 and encodes 277 amino acids.